UGUGCUAAUUCAGGAGAUCCUGCCGUUCUGCUCUUCUUGUCCUUUUCCUAAGUCUGAGGAUCAUGAACUACAGUAUCAAUCAUUCCUACUUCCGCCUGUAUGGCGUAGCUCCGCCAGAUGCUCGUAUUAUCGCUGCCUUGCUGCAACCAUUUCGAAUGUAGCGAUAUCAUCAUUGAUUUAUACCGUAACAUCAAGUUCCAUUAGUAAUAGCGUAGAACGCUGCCGUAUAGUAUAACUUUCAGUUAUACUGGUACAGUCACAGAUAGCACUAGACACUAGUAGCUGUUGGCCGUAUUGGAGGAUGUCUAUAUAGUGAUGAUCCUUCUUCCUCACAACAUCUACCUACAAUUAACAUAAACACCACUUCACUAAAGAACAAAACAACAAUUCAUACCAGUUUCUUUCCUCAGCCCGUCCCCUACUUCUGUCUUCCUUAAGCCAAUCAAUACUAUCAAAUAACUACGCUUUUCGCAUUUCAAAAUGGCAAGCAAGAACGAUCGCACCAACGCCACUCAAGCCAUGCGUCCUUCCACCGCUGCCUUCUUCAAUAAUAACAAAAUCUUCAAUCCCCCGACCGCCCCUGCUGCCGAUAGGCCUAGACGCAAACCGAAGUCCGUCAUCGAUCUCAAGGCUCUAACCCAACAUCCCUUAAUCGAAAUCAUCAGCAACAAAGAAAUUUCGAUUUAUGUUGAGAUGUGCUCUCAUGCGGAUGAAUUCGAAGAGUCCACUGACAUCUCGACCCUUCUUGCCGCAUUGCCUGAAUACAGGUCAAUCAAAAAGUUGUCUCUCAAGAUACAUGUGCCUAGGCCUCAUACUGAGUCGGAGGAAUGGCACAAUUACCAUGUUAGUUUCGUCAAAAAGCUGUUUGCCAUUAUCGACAAGUUUCACUUGUACAAGCUAAAAGUUACAAUGUCUAUUGACAAAUGCAGCUUUCCUCAGAUGAAGUUCGGAGCUGCUGUUCACUCAUUGAGGUUCAAGAAGUGGGCUUUGUACUACCAGGUCUAUGAUAGAGUCAAGGGAAUUGAGGAGGGUCCGGUCAAGAUAUCCCGUGGUAGCGAAUAUGACCUUAGACUUCUGGGUGUUUACAGGAAGGAGUUCUUGAGUUAUCUCAAGUAUUAACAGUUGCAUAUUCUGGGAGCUGGGAUGCAGGACAAUUUUGAGAGGUGACUUAGCAGGGUAGUCGUUCGGGGUUGUUGGGGCAUGGCUUUCGGAAAGGCCGCCAUGUGCUUUUUGCGAAUAUUUCCCUUUUCCCUUUGCUUUACAUUUCGAAAAAACGGAGGAUGAAUUGUGAUAUGGGAAAGUACUGGUCUUCGGUGAAACUUCACAUAGUAAUUUAACAGAAGAUGAACGAACGUCCUUGCAUAUAAACAAUGAUUUGAUAAUGAGAAGUGAAUAUAAAGUGAUCGUAUGAAUAAAACUGUCAAGCUUGGCUUUGGGGCACCUGUUUUCGCCUUGCUAAAGGUCUACAGUACGGCCAUGAAUGUCCAUAAGGCGCAAUUGCUAGUGGUUGAACAGCAAGGGAGAUUUGAAUACUUAAGAGACUCUGAAUUCAUCCUUUAGCGAGUUUCUUCUCGCAUACAACAUCCUCUAGUCAACAGUAAACUAACUACCUCACAUUCAACACCAAAUCUUCUAACCUCCUACAUCGCGCUUUUAUUAAAACUUUUACUCAAUACUUC
Messenger RNA from Sclerotinia trifoliorum, 1679 nucleotides. The record is from the annotation of a GenBank genome assembly. Lineage: Eukaryota; Fungi; Ascomycota; Leotiomycetes; Helotiales; Sclerotiniaceae.